This is a messenger RNA of Klebsormidium nitens, 552 nucleotides long. Lineage: Eukaryota; Viridiplantae; Streptophyta; Klebsormidiophyceae; Klebsormidiales; Klebsormidiaceae. The record is from the annotation of a GenBank genome assembly.
AUGAACUUUAUGGACUUUCCGGUGCCUGGGCAGGUCUUCUCCUCCCCCCACGUGGCGCGCCCUCACAGGCUGCCGCCGGAAAGGCUCGCUCAGAUGACGAUUCCGUCCAUUCUAGUUCUCCUUCUCUUGGGCGCAUUCACACUCAGCCGGCUGCCCGCAAGCAUACAGCGCUUCUGCCGAGAGGCGGUUUCGGACAGCAUCUUCUUCGACUUUGCUUCGGACGUCCUCAACGCGGAGGCGGUCCGACGGCGUAACGGCGACCCCUGGGAUACGGGAAUGGUUACGCGCGAAGUUGCCGCGAUCAGGACAGAAGAGCCAAGCGACUUUGCAAGCGCGGCCGCCGAAAAGCAAGCGCCCGCGGCGGCCACUCCUUUACAGCCCACAACGACAGACGCAACGGUGCUGAUUGUCUUUCUGAUUGUUCUUUGCUCCAUAGCGGCUGUUAUGUGCCUGUGGUGCUGCGUACUGGGGCUCUACUCGCGCUUUCGACAGCACAAGCGGUCCAAGAAGCUGUUUCCCGAGAGGGACGAGCUGCCAGCCGCUGCGUGUUGA